GAAGCAUUUUCUACAAUGUUCUCCAGGCGUGUUAAACAAGAACUAUGAAAAGUUGAUUCAGUGUGACAGGCGUCUUUAUAUUUUGAGCCAACAACUCGAGAUAGUUAUGGAUUCGCCAUAUUUUGAAGCACGUGCUUCUACUUUUGAAAAUCCGGAAGAAUCCAGAGGUCGUGAAUUUGAUCAAGUGGUUGCCGCUCAAGGAUAUUCUCUCUCUAGCUUCCAGAAUGUAGAAUUAGCAGCUACCACACAAUCAUCACCUUUAACUACUGGACAGAAUCCUAAUCCUGUGACUGCUGGAUACGUGCCUGAAGAAACCUUGUCCUCCUGCUCAGUGAUGGCUACGGGUGCGAUUGAACAGAAUGGAACUUGUGAAGGGCAUGCUUAUUUGCAGCAAAGAAGCUGGGAACAACUGAAGGUGCAAGAUCUCCAUCCAUCUAUGUUGAUGGGUGAUCUUGAAAACCACAUUGAAAGCUGUAUUUUAGAACAAGUAACUACUGGUAUUGUGCCUUCAGACAAGACACCAGAAUUUUGGGAUGUAAUGGAAAACAUUAAACAAGAUUUACUUAGUGACACCCAAAGUACGACCUUUUUGGAUGAGAAAUCUCUAUUGAAAAAGGUCGAUUCUCUCUCCUCCCUCUUGCAAGAUCCUGGCACAAGUUCCAGCACGAAAGUCAAAUAA
This is a messenger RNA of Olea europaea var. sylvestris, 679 nucleotides long. RefSeq lists its product as uncharacterized. The transcript is spliced from 2 exons. The record is from RefSeq and is a predicted model, not a curated record. The annotation marks the transcript as partial. Lineage: Eukaryota; Viridiplantae; Streptophyta; Magnoliopsida; Lamiales; Oleaceae.